This is a messenger RNA of Tarenaya hassleriana, 1917 nucleotides long. RefSeq lists its product as uncharacterized. The record is from RefSeq and is a predicted model, not a curated record. The coding region runs from base 461 to 1822 and encodes 453 amino acids. The transcript has 2 exons. NCBI's taxonomy places the organism in Eukaryota, Viridiplantae, Streptophyta, Magnoliopsida, Brassicales, Cleomaceae.
AAGUUAUGAUAAAAGUAAAACACCCAUGCCCUCCCAUUCGGUUAUUCUCCAAACUUAUCACAAUAAAAAGAUAUGACACAGGUUUGAUAAAGAUAAAAUACUACGCUUAACUAAUUAAUCCAUGAGAUAGAAUUCGCAUAGUGGAAUUAUAAAAAUAAAAAAAAAUUAACCAGGCAAAUAAAAUCUAAAAUUAGGGAGAAACAUAACGUGGCAUUAGAUUAUUGGUCAAAGAAAUUCAAUCCUCUCCAUAGAAAAUACUUGUCACCUAAGGCAACUAAGACUUCUAACAGGACUCAAAUUCGAGGUGUCCUGAAUCUACACAACUUGUUAUUGGUAUUUAAACUCUUAUCGCUUAACACUAUCAUUACUCCUAAUUCGACUGCGUCUUGAUUUAGGUCUGUGUUUGAAUGUUUCGUUUUAGGGUUUAGACGCCAUUAAACAAAACCUGGUGCUACGAGACAUGCCUUCAGUAGUAACUAAGGAUAUCUCGAUUCUGUGCAAAGUAAGGCCAAGGAAGAGUAAGAAGAAGGGCUUUACUCACAUGAUUACGAUGCGAAAAGCCGCAUACAAAAUCAUCACCAUCCUCGUCUUUUCGGCUAUAUUCAGUGCGUUGUAUCUCAUAUUUGCGGAUUGUCGUUCAGAUAAUUCCUUCAUCAGCAACUCACGCCUGAAAUCCGACCGGAUUCUUGGCAGAAAAUCUCCUCCAUCACCUGGAAACAAUGUCAAUGUGAGUAGCGGUUCAGUUGUUAACUGUCUAGAAAACAGACAAGAGGAGGAUGAAGAAAAAGAUCCACUGGUACCUCCUCCUAAGGCGAGCAAGGAAGAGAGAAUUGCAUGGUUCAGGAGACAGUUACCAGAGCUCGAAAUACUCAAUUCGACAAGCAAGAGCCAGAGAUUCCACGGAAGAGUGUUGGAGUUGUUCAACAACAACUGCUCAACCCAGUUCUUCAUGGUGUGGCUUUCGCCGGCCAAGUCUUUUGGACCUCGAGAGCUCUUGGCCGUGGAUACUCUCUUCACCACCAAUCCAGAUGCUUGCCUAGUGAUUUUAUCGAACACGUUGGAUUCCCCCAAAGGUUACAACAUCCUUAAGCCAUUGCUCGAUCAGGGUUUCCACAUUCUUGCGGCGACACCCGAUAUACCCUUUCUUGUCAAGAACACCCCGGCAGAGUCUUGGCUGAAAAGGUUGAAGAGCGGGAAUAUGGAUCCGGGCUCUAUCCCCUUGUUCAUGAAUCUAUCCGAUCUGACAAGGCUUGCAGUGCUGUACAAGUACGGAGGGAUCUAUCUGGACACAGAUAUCAUAUUCUUGAACAACCUGAAGGGUCUGCAAAACGCAAUCGGGGCACAGAGCGUGGAUAGAGUGACCGGGAGAUGGACAAGGCUAAACAACGCAGUGAUGAUCUUCGAUAUCUACCAUCCCCUCAUGUUUCAAUUCCUGCACGAGUAUGCCACAACAUUCGACGGAAACAGAUGGGGCCAUAACAGCCCUUACUUGGUUUCAAGGGUCAUCGAGAGAUUAGGAAACAAACCUGAAUACAAUCUCACGAUCCUUCCACCAAAUGCCUUUUAUCCGGUGAAUUGGAUCAAGAUUCCCGGGCUUUUCAAGAAGCCUGCAAACAUUACUGAAGCAAAAUGGGUAGAGAAGGCAGUGAACGACAUUAGCAGCGGGAGUUACGUGAUACAUCUAUGGAACAAGGUGACGCGGAGGACGCAGAUAGAGGAAGGAAGCGGAAUGCAGAAACUAAUAACAACGCACUGCACAAGCUGCCUAAACAUUAAAGAUUCCCAUGAGCAACAUCCCAAGAAACAAAAGCCUUGUUCCUAAGUAAAUUCCCAUCUACAUGCUUCCUUUUCUCUUCAGUUAGGAAACAAUUUUGUCUCUGUGAUUCGGUUUCUGCUUUGUGGUUAAAAGGUUUUGGA